CUCGAUGACUCCUAACCGUAGCAUUUCAUCGACUUCUGCGAAUAGCAGUUGUUGUUUCGCCGGAGACACGGGAAAGAAUCUCUCCUUGACGGGUACAGCUCCUUCAACUAACUGGAUCGAGUGUUCUUCUACUUUGGUAAGUCCUAAUCCUUGACUUUCGUAGGUCAGAAAACGUCCUUUUGCUUCUUCCAGUUGCUCAGUCUGCUCGGGGGAUAGGAUAUGUACUUCUAUCGGUUCUCCUUUGGCCAUAAAUUCGGAUUCCCCCUGGUGUAAGGAUUCUACGCCCACCACCUCUGGUGCCAAUUCGAAUUUUCUCCAGAAAUCUAUGCCCAGGCAACCUUCCCCAAGCAAGCUUACUGAUGCCCCGGAAUCCAAGAGACCCACGACCUCUAGGUCUUCGAUCUUCACCUGUGCGAAUGGUCUGUUGUCGCCUUCCACCGCAGCUCUGAUGGCCGAACAAAUCAUCCUUCUUUCUGCCUUCCGCUGCUGACUUCUCCUACGGGCUCUGGCAAUUUUUGGCGAAAUGUUCCGGUCCGGAUCAUUUUUCCCAAAUAUUCGGUUCCUGACCUCUUGGCAUGCAAUUUGACGAGGCUUUCACUUGUUCAUGGCAAACGGAUUGGAGCGUGGUUCCUCGUUCUUGCCCAAGCUCCUCACGCCGUUUCCCGUCUGGCAUCGAGUACAUCUUGGAGUCCUCACACCGGGUAGUCCACACUUGAAACAGAACACCUUCAACACCUCCGAUUCACACGCGUUGAAUGGGUGUCCCACGGUUCCACAAUUCCAGCAUGUACACUCUCUUCUCCGACUGAUUCCGGACACAGCUCAUCGAUCCUCGGACGAUCUUUAUACCCUCGGUGAGUUUCGAGGUUGCUGGGAUGUCGGGUCCACCGAGUCGCCAAUAUCCUCUCCGCGUCGUGGCAUUCAUGUCGGAGUUGAUCCAUAUUAGUGAUGUAUAUCGGGUAUAUAAUUCUCGAAAUCUGAUCCCUAAUGUUCAUUUUUAUUACUUUUAUCAGGUCAAAGUCGGAAAACGGCAUCUCUAGUCGAGAUCUGAGCGCUAGCAUGGUCUGGAUAUACACCUCGAUGGUUUCUCCCGGCUUCUGCUUCCG
Drosophila subpulchrella is the source of this 1106-nucleotide messenger RNA. RefSeq lists its product as uncharacterized. The transcript is spliced from 4 exons. The record is from RefSeq and is a predicted model, not a curated record. Bases 605 to 946 code for a protein of 113 amino acids. NCBI's taxonomy places the organism in Eukaryota, Metazoa, Arthropoda, Insecta, Diptera, Drosophilidae.